GCGGGACCAGGAGUGGUCCCACAAUGUGGCACUAUCUCUUCAUGGUCUGUGCUGAUCCCAAUAUCCCUCUGUCCCUGUCCCCCACCUUCCAUCCCCUUCUGUCCUGUCUCCUUUUCCAGGUGACCCGGGCUCCCCUUCUUUCCCGCUUCGCCCCCGUAUAGUGGUGUUUGAUGCCCUGCUGGCCGAUCUGGAGACCACAACCUCCCACAUUUCCAAGCGCCCAGUACUGCUCACAGACUCCGGGGCCACCCAUGCCAACGGGACGGGGCAGGAUGGGACGCCUGAGGCCAGGCCCCUCCCACCACCCUACAACCCUCAGCAGCAGGUCAUGUCCAUGAACCCCCCACCUGUCUCCGCCCCGCCCAGCGGGGGCGAUAAAGAGCAUCUCUACAGCACUGUGUGCAAGCCCCGCUCGCCCCGGCCGGGGGCCCCCGCUGCGCCUCCCUUCUCCUCCUCCAGCGGGGUGCUGGGCGCUGGCCUCUGCGAGCCUGGGGGUCCCCUCCGGGGCUCUGCUGGCCCCUGCUCGGCUGGGAUCUUGAGUCCCUUGCUGGAUUGGGAUCCAGAAAUACUGCCCCCUGGUGGAUACGUGUGGCCACUGCAGGCAACUCAUGGCAACCCUGGUGCGCGCGUCUUUGUCUUUUCCUCAGAUGAAAUCAUGUCCCAGUUCCCAUCCAACAAGGGCCCCGAUGGGGAGAAGCGGAAGGAGAAGCCGGAGGAUGCUGGGGAAGGAGGUUCCCCAACUCACUCCACUGGCUCCACCCCCACUCCCAUGAAGCCAUCAGCCACAUCUGCUACCCUGGAGUUAGACAAGCUCAUGGCCUCCCUGUCCGACUUCCGAGUCCAGAGCAACCUCCCGGGAGCCUCUACGGCGCCCCCCCCGGCCCGCAUCUCCAUGGUGCAGCAGCCGGUGGUGUCGUCCGUCGGCCCCAGCCCCUCGGUGCCGCUCCCCACAGCUACGUCGGCCCCGCAGGGGGUCAACUUGGACAGCAUGCUGGUGAUGCUGCAGUCGGAUCUGAGUCGCCAGGGCAUCCCCACCGGCAGCAAGGGGCUGUGUGCCUCCUGCCAGAAACCCAUCGCUGGGCAGGUGGUGACGGCGCUGGGCAGCACCUGGCACCCUGAGCACUUUGUCUGCACCCACUGCCAGACGGAGAUGGGCGGCAGCAACUUCUUUGAGAAGGACGGCGCCCCCUACUGCGAGAAGGAUUACUUCCAGCUGUUCUCGCCCCGCUGCGGCCUCUGCAAUGAGCCCAUCCUGGAUAAAAUGGUGACGGCUCUGGAUAAGAACUGGCACCCGGAGCAUUUCUGCUGUGUGAAGUGCAGGAGGCCCUUUGGGGAGGAAGGUUUUCACGAGAAGGACGGCCAGCAGUACUGCCGCCAGGACUUCUACGAGCUCUUCUCCACGCGCUGCCAGGGCUGCGGCCAGGCCAUCCUGGAGAACUACAUCUCGGCCCUCAGCGCCCUCUGGCACCCCGAGUGCUUCGUCUGCAGGGUGAGCCGCCGGGCACCACGCAGCAGGCUUAGAGGCAGGAUCGAGACGCGCCGGAGAGCCUGGGGGCUGAGCGACAUGGAUCCUGGGGAGACGGGAGGGAUGUAG
Molecule: messenger RNA, 1594 nt
Organism: Pelodiscus sinensis (Chinese soft-shelled turtle)
Lineage: Eukaryota; Metazoa; Chordata; Testudines; Trionychidae
Source: RefSeq, a predicted model, not a curated record